AUGCCUUACACUCCGCCGCCACACCGAUCACCUGCCUCCUCAGUGUCAAACUCACCUGAUGUGAGCCGUCGCUCUUCCUUCCAGUCCGGUCCCAGGCCGUCUCUCCCUCGUUCCGCAUCUUACCUAAACAAGCAUCGACGCACACAGUCAGUCACUACGAUCAGUCCCGUGCCAGCAACAUCUCCCACCGUCAAUGGUUCCAAGGAGACAAAACCCACGAUGCCAAGUUUGGGUGGCAGCCUGCGGCAAUCGCCGCCGCCUGCUGUCGACAGGCGGGAGUUAAUUCCCAAAGGAGCCUUGAUUUCACCUCCAGAAUCCGCCACGUCUGGAAGCGAUGAAGAUGAGCCCCCAGAGAUCAAGAGUCGACGAAAUGUUGUCCUCAAAGACCUGAGAGAGGCAGUCAGUCAAAUGUCCAAAGCUGCGACCCCUCCCCCUUCAGAAACACAACACAUGGAUAGCAUUCUCCCCAGUUUACGCGUGAGCCUCAGCACUAGUGCCUUGAGCGAGCUGCCCAUAGGAGGGCGCAAAAACGGACACAUGCGCUCUGCCACCGAACCCCAUGCCUCAAUAUUGAAGCAAAGAACCUCCUUGGCCGCAUCCGAAGAGGAGGCAGAUGACGACCUGAAGUUCAAACCCCAGAUGGUGCGGAAGAAGUCUGGUGAAUUGGUACGACCGGCCCUUCGUGGCAAUCGACGCCCGUCUAGUAUGCCGGGCACGCCCGUGUUUUCGAAGGCUGUUCACUUUGACUCUCAUUUAGAGCACGUCCGCCACUUCUUGCAAGUUGACCGGCCCCUUGCCGUAAGCGCUGGGUCGUCGCCGGUUGAAAAUUACGACAGCGACGCGGAAUAUCCAUUUCUCAAGAGCAGCGAUGGAGGCAAGGCUCCCCCCUUUGAGUGGGAGCUUGCUACCCCUAAUUUUCCCCACGACUCUCUUGUACGCAGGACGAUGCCUGCGAGGUUAGAAAAGGUUUGGUUAUCCAACGAUCAAAAGUCUCUUUUGGGCUCCAUCAGCGUGGCAAAUUUGGCGUUUCACAAAUCAGUUGUCUGUCGCUUUACCAUGGACUACUGGAAGACUGUGUCGGAAGUCAGCGCCGAAUACAGUCAUGAAAUACGCCCUCGUGAGGGCUCGGAAGGCCGCGAUCGGUUCACUUUUACCAUCAAGCUGUCAGAUAUGGCCGACUUAGAGUCCAAGACUCUCUUCUUAUGCAUCCGUUACACGGUAAACGGCCAGAAGUAUUGGGACAAUAACAACUCGACCAAUUUCCAAGUUGAUUUCAAGAAGAAGCCUUUGCCGCAGAAUGGUAAGCAUAACUUCCAGGGAGCAGCCUCCAAGCCUCUGAAUGGCCUGCCUCGCACCAACCGCAGACAAAGUGGCGCAAGUACACUUCGCCCGCUGUCUAUGCCCGCAUCCCUAGAUGCUUUCGGUAAUGCCAAUGGUGUCUUCAAAUUUGAUCAGCCUAUUCAUGAAUACCUCGGCGAGUCUGACUCUGCCGGCGGGCUCCGCUUCAAGUCAAAGUCUUCCUCCAGUCUUGCGAGCGAUAAUCUUUCUCAAGAUGUGGUGUCACCCAGCGGGGCUGCCUUUUCUAACCGCUACGACUUUGGUGCGUCUCUCAACGCUGCUGUCAAGGCGGCCAAGGACACGACCUCCAACCAAUCCAAGACCAAGGAGAAGGAGAAGGACACACUCUACAUGAAGAGAAACGUUCGAGGGUCUGAAUCCUCGGCGUCUCUGCCAUUCAGUGGAAGCUCGCCAAGUGGGCUGGACUCACCUGCGUCGAGUCUACCAAGCGUCUCAUAUGAGGAACUCGUCAACAGGUAUUGCUUUGUAUGUGCUCCCGAUCUCCAGUUCAACCUUACCGAAAACCCUCCUACAACACCCUAG
Molecule: messenger RNA, 1881 nt
Organism: Metarhizium acridum CQMa 102
Lineage: Eukaryota; Fungi; Ascomycota; Sordariomycetes; Hypocreales; Clavicipitaceae
Source: RefSeq, a predicted model, not a curated record